AUGACUUCGGGGAAUGUGAUACCGGAGACGCGAGUCCUAGCAAUCGCAAGUCAUGUAAGAGUCAUCUAUGUUGGCAACAAGAUGGCAACGGUCGUCAUGCAGUCCUUAGGAUGUGAUGUUUCGGCUCUCAAUACGGUGCAUUACAGCAAUCAUACCGCAUACAAGCAGGUCAAGGGCACGAAAACGACGGCGCAGGAGAUCGCGGAUCUAUACGAGGGGUUGCAACAGAGCAAUCUGAACCAUUUCGACAUGUUACUGACUGGGUACAUGCCCAGUGCAGAGGCAGUGGAGCAAGUCGGGAAGAUCGCAAGGGACCUCAAGUAUAACUCUGUCACGAAACCGGGGAGCUUCUUCUGGGUGCUGGAUCCAGUCAUGGGCGAUAAUGGCAAACUCUACAUUCCCGAAGAUGAAGUGCCCCAAUACAAAUCGCUUCUGCGGGAGGCAGACCUCAUUCUCCCCAAUCAGUUCGAAGCGGAGACCCUUUCCGAGACCACCAUCACGGACCUCGAUUCCCUCGCCGCCGCCAUAGAGAUUCUACACAAGAAAUACCAAGUGCCACACAUCAUCAUCACCUCCCUCCGACUAACCCGCGAUAACCAGACAAUACCUUCCCGGCCAGUAUCUAAGCCAGCCUCAACCACUGUGUCUGGUGCACAAACGCCCUCCGAGUCGCAAGGCCAGAGCAUAGCUUCGAGAGCCGACGGCCAGGCCGAAGAGGUUGAGACUCUAACUAUAAUAGGUUCCACAUCUACUUCCGACCAUAAACCUCGUCUGUUUCGCAUUGAUACACCCCAGAUACCACUUUUCUUUUCUGGAACGGGCGACAUGUUUGCAGCACUCACCAUCCCCCGUUUGAUCGAAGCCGUACAUGCUUCGCCCACCCCAGACCUCUCGAGCCGGGCGAGUUGGAAAUCCCCAGACGAUGUUGCCGCUGAGGACCUUCCCCUAGCAAAAGCGUGCCAGAAAGUCCUCGCAUCCAUGCAAGCCAUUCUCGCCGCAACCUCGGCUAGAUGCGAAGCCGAAAUGGAAAAGUACGACGCCCAGGUCGAGAAGGAGGGGUGUGGACAGGGCGCAGAAGCGGAAGAGCAAAGAGCAAAGAGGAGGCAUCUCGCGCUGAUGAAUGCAUCCGAGGUGAAACCAGUGAGGUUCUUCAAGGAGCUCACUGAUCCUCCCGAGCUGGAGCGGUUCAAGCCGAGGAGUGUUCAGAACGAAAUCGGGAAGAGAGGCUGA
This is a messenger RNA of Aaosphaeria arxii CBS 175.79, 1230 nucleotides long. RefSeq names its product Ribokinase-like protein. Gene Ontology annotation, cellular component: cytosol. The transcript has 6 exons. Bases 1 to 1230 code for a protein of 409 amino acids. Lineage: Eukaryota; Fungi; Ascomycota; Dothideomycetes; Pleosporales. Gene Ontology annotation, biological process: pyridoxal 5'-phosphate salvage. Gene Ontology annotation, molecular function: pyridoxal kinase activity. The record is from RefSeq and is a predicted model, not a curated record.